GUCGACUUCAUAAACAGCCCAGUGAUCGCGACUCGGAAGCGAGCGCUGCUUAUUUUUUACUCAAAUAAUCUAUAUUUUAAACUAAAUAUUUAGAAAAACCGACUAUUUUAUACACGAUUUUCUACCUGAGUAAUAUUUUUGAGAGUGGCACCUAUAUUUAAAUGAAAUUUUCUACCAUUUGUUGCUAAGACCCAUAUCAAUGUGUUUUUGAGUCUAGAAUGUGAUUUUUUUGUUUUUAUUUCCUAGCUGCUAAAUAAAGGAAUUGAAAGAGAAUGGCACCAGUGAAGUUCGGCCUGUUCAAAGCUCGCAGCAGAGACUAUCAGGAACAGCCUUCGACUGAGAACCUACUGCACACCAGCCAUAGCACCGACAAUUUGGGUCCGCCAUCUUCCCCCAUACCGUCGACCAGUAAGGGGGUGCUGGAUGACGCGGCGUCAGCUGAUCUGGCAGACCUCAAUAUUGAUAGCGAGGAUGAUGACACAAUAUCACAACAGAAAAUAGUUACUCGGCGAGUGAGUGACACAAGCAGACUGGAAGACUCUCAGAUAAACUACCAGCCCCUUAAAAACCAAGCUUCAACGGACGCUACUUCCAUGUCUACUCUAAAUUCUGAGCUAGAAGACCGAGAGACCACGCUAGUAGACGAUGGAGACGGUGCCUCAACAUCCUGUGACGUUCUCUCCUUACAAUUCGAUGAUACUUCUAUAGCAGCCAGCGAAGACCUGUCGGUCUACUGUGGGACUUUAAAGAAGACUAAAAAGAUCAGAAUUAAGGAGGAGAAGAAAUUGAGAGAUUUGGAUAUGUGGCAAGCUAGUAAUGUUGAAGUUAUGCAGAAUCUCCUAAGCAGAAGUGGGACCCUAGAUGACCAGAUCAAAUGGGAAGCUAUUGCUACAGCCCGAGGCCUUUGCACCCUCAAAGACAGCUGUACUUGCGACGACUGUGUGAGGGCGAAGUACCUCGCGGGGGUCACAGAUGGCGACGGAGGCCUGGGUGCUGCGCCCCUUUUUAAUGCCAUCAGCGUAGGGUGUGUGGUUCAGUAAAAAGUAGAAAAAAGGAUGGUGAUGGAAAGGACAAUGUGUGUUUUUUAAGGUUGGUAGAAUUGGUAAUUGUGUGGUAUUUUGUGUUUUUUGUGUGCUAGCAACUAUGCAUUGUUUGGUAGUUUUUUAAACUCUGCAGUAUUUUGUCGUUGUAACUAAAAUUACAGAACAUAAUGCUAUAAAUACGAUUUAUUGUGCAUUAUUAUUUCUGAGUGUUUUCUUUUCGAGUAUUAUUUCAAAGUGCAGAGUUUAUUUCAAACUGCAGAGUUUGAUAUAACUGCUAAAAAGAAGGCUAGGCUGGAUUAAGAAAUGUGAGAAUACAUAUUCAUGUGUUUAUUACGUAAAAUUAGCCUUAUUUUAAAACUCUGCAUAAUCAAAUAAUCACUUAUAUACUAGUGAAAGGUAUUCAAUUAUUCUUACAUUCUUGUACAAUGUGUUGUUUUUGACAAGCAAUUUGGAGUGGCGUUUGUGUGUCUUAUUUUGAAACGUAAUUGUA
Messenger RNA from Helicoverpa armigera (cotton bollworm), 1533 nucleotides. RefSeq lists its product as uncharacterized. The record is from RefSeq and is a predicted model, not a curated record. Bases 273 to 1040 code for a protein of 255 amino acids. The transcript has 6 exons. Lineage: Eukaryota; Metazoa; Arthropoda; Insecta; Lepidoptera; Noctuidae.